CAUCGGGCUUGUAAAUUCUCUGUUUUACUGUUUUUCAUUAGUAGAACACAGUGUCCACAUGUAAAGGUGUCCAGAUUAUGGAAAGCAGGCUGGAUAAAGAAACAGGACGCAGGAGUUUAUCUUCACAUUUUAUCACUUAUGGAAAUCACACUUAAGGGAAAAUGUCAGGCGGCUUAAAACAAGGAUCUUUUACUGAACAUGUUUUCAAAAUUCUGGUGAUUGGAGAUUCUGGUGUUGGAAAAACUAGUUUUGUCCAUCGUUACAUCAGAAAUCAUUUCUCAAAUCAACUGAAAUUAACAGUUGGAGUGGAUUUCUCAAUGAAGAUGAUUGAAUGGGACAGUAAGACGCUGGUGAGAUUACAACUGUGGGACAUAUCAGGUCAUGAACACUUUAAAAAUAUGAGCAGAGUGUAUUUCAAAGGAGCAAGAGGAGCACUUGUUGUAUAUGACAUGGCAGAGGAGUCAACACUGGAGGGGGCACUGAGCUGGAAACUUGACCUUGAUUGCAAAGUUGUGACAGAUAACGGUCGUCCAAUACCUUCAGUUCUACUUGCAAAUAAAUGUGACCAAGACAAAGCUCGCUCAAAGGAGCCCUGUCUUAUGGAUAAACUGUGCAGAGAAAAAGGCUUUGCUGGAUGGUUCAAGGUAUCUGCUAAGGAGAACGUUAAUGUGGAUGAAGCUGUUAACUUCCUUGUGAAGCACUUGCUGUGUGAGGAGUCACCCCCUGAAGAAGGCCAGAGUGGGAACAUUACCCUGAGGCAAACACCAGAAAAGAGGCCCUCUAAAUGCUGUUAACAGCAGAAGUUUAGGGCUUGUUUAAUAUUAGGCAAAAUUCAUUGGACCUUCACUGGACGUUCAUUGGGGUAGUGGGGGUAAAAUUCGGGAUGGCUGCUCAUAGUGGUCCUGAAAUAUUUUUAAAAUGACUUUUCAUCAUUACUGAGAUAUUUUACUAACACAUUCAUAACAGCAUACAAAUCAGACUAAGAAUUUCAGUAACAUACAAUAGAAAAACUGCCUUUGUAUUAAAAAUUGCCUUUGUAACUGAAUAUUUAUCAGAACAUCUGUGCUAUUACUAUUCUUAUUCAUACAAUAGUUUGUUUUUGUGUUUUAAUAUUGACAUAUAAAGCUGAUGUCAUAUUAAUAAAGCAACUCAAAAUGUA
Messenger RNA from Colossoma macropomum (tambaqui), 1159 nucleotides. RefSeq names its product RAB32b, member RAS oncogene family (gene rab32b). The record is from RefSeq and is a predicted model, not a curated record. Bases 162 to 794 code for a protein of 210 amino acids. Gene Ontology annotation, cellular component: vesicle; Golgi apparatus; trans-Golgi network. NCBI's taxonomy places the organism in Eukaryota, Metazoa, Chordata, Actinopteri, Characiformes, Serrasalmidae. Gene Ontology annotation, biological process: vesicle-mediated transport. Gene Ontology annotation, molecular function: GTP binding; GTPase activity. The transcript has 3 exons.